GUAUUUGAAUCUCCGCCGCUUUUCAGCGAGCAGGAAACGGCGAGAUGGCGUCGGCGUUCGCGGAGAGCCUCCAGUGCUCGGUGUGCCGAGACAUCUUCAGAGACCCAGUGCUGCUGCUCUGCUCUCACAGCUUCUGCCGGGCGUGUGUGCAUCAGUACUGGGAGCACAGCGGGUCCCGGAUCUGCCCCGAGUGCCGGACGCUCUUCCCCAUGGAACAUCCGCCUUGCAACCGCGCGCUGAAGAACCUGUGCGAGAUCCUGCAGCAGGAGAGGAGCAGUGGCGCAUGCGCAGAAGCUCAUCUGCGCUGUGAGGAGCACGGGGAGACUCUGGAGCUCUUCUGUGAGGAGGAGCAGCGGCUGAUGUGCAGUGUGUGUGUGGAGGAAGGAGAAAACACACACCAACAGCACACCUGCACACCUGUGGAGGAGGCCGCUAACGGCAUCAAGGAGAAGCUCAAAACAAGACUGGAGCCACUGCGGGAGCAGCUCAAACUCUUACAAUCGCAGAAAUCGAUCGGGCGUCAAAGAGUGAAACGCAUGCAGUAUCUUGCGGAGCAGGCCGAGGCGGAUCUUCGGACGGAGAUGGAGGAUCUUCAUCAGUUCCUGCGGGAUGAAGAGCAGCUCCGAGUGACGGCGCUGAGAGAGGAAGAGGAGGAGAAGAGGAUGAAGAUUGAGGAGAAGAUCAGCAGCAUCAGCAGGCAGAUCUCAGCACUCGCUCUGACCAUACACAACACUGAGCAGCAGAUCCAGACCAGCAGCGCCGAGUUACUGAUGAGCUAUAAAGAUGACCCUGACAGUUUUCAGAGCUUCAGUUUGAGUUCAGACUCAGAGGAUCCUCCAGAGCAGCUGCUGGACGUCUGCAGACACCUGGGAAACCUCAAGUUCAGCGUCUGGCAGAAGAUGCGGACCGCCGCUCAAUACACUCCAGUGGUGCUGGACCCGAACUCUGCUCACCCUUGCGUGCGUGUGUGUGCGGGUCUGCGCUCGCUCCGCUUCAGCCGCCGCUGUCCUCCAGCUCUGUGUAUUGCAGGUGGGCGUGAGGGUUACUCCAGUGUUUUGGGCUCUGUGGCUCUGGGCUCCGGGUCGCACCGCUGGGACGUGCAUGUGGGCGACAGCAGCGUCUGGGCUUUAGGAGUGAUCUCUGAAUCCGCCCUGCAGACCCAAGACCAGCUGCCCGAAUCUGGACUGUGGAUCCUGGGCUUCCAGAGUGGGGAGUACGGCCAGGGCUGCUGCGGAGAGAGUCUGUCCCGGCUGGGGGUCCGACAGAGGGUCAGCAGGGUCACGGUGCUGCUGGACUGGGACGCCGGAAAGCUGACCUUCCUGGACUCACUCACAGGUGACCACAUACACACCUUCACACACCGCUUCACCGACAGACUGUUUCCAUAUUUCUGCAACUCCUGUCCAUCUGAAGAGCUGAGGAUCUUACCGGUGGAGGAUCUGUACACACACACACCGCUAGUGGAGGAACUGAACACACACACUCUGCCAGUGGAGGAUCUGAACACACACACACCACAUGUGGAUGAUCGGUACACACACUCUCCGCCAGUGGAGGAUCUGAACACACACACACCACCUGUGGAGGAUCUGAACACAAACACUCUGCCAGUGGAGGAUCUGAACACACACACACCACAUGUGGAUGAUCAGUACACACACUCUCCGCCAGUGGAGGAUCUGAACACACACACACGACCUGUGGAGGAUCUGAUCACACACACACUGCCAGCAGAAAAAUCAGAGCCUGUCAGAAAAAGGCAGAAGAAAUGGAUGUACAUUAUCAGGAUUAUCACACGGCUACUGGCCGCAAAACUAUAUUAGUAGACACAGAACACUGAACUGAGCUGGGGCCAUUUACUGGCUGUUCACUAAAAGUAAAGCUUGCAGAGAGAAAAUGCUUUAUAAAUAGUUGGAUGCAGCCUAAAUGUGUUAUUAUGUUCAGGAUAAAGGAGGUUGUUAUCUCAGAAUAAAGCCUGGCAGGUUAAUCACCAGCCUGAUGUGAAGUGCAGCACUGUUAUAGCGGACUGAAGGGUUUAUUCUGAGACAACAACCGUCUGGAUGUUCUUUAUCAUGCUUACUACAUGACUACUGGCCACAAAACAUAAACAUUGGAAACAAAA
Messenger RNA from Danio rerio (zebrafish), 2122 nucleotides. RefSeq names its product tripartite motif containing 35-27 (gene trim35-27). Gene Ontology annotation, molecular function: zinc ion binding. The record is from RefSeq and is marked validated. NCBI's taxonomy places the organism in Eukaryota, Metazoa, Chordata, Actinopteri, Cypriniformes, Danionidae.